UGUGGGUGAACCCUGCCCAAGGCGGCGCUCGCGCGGCUGCGGCUCGAGCGCGUGUCGGUCGAGGCGCGGGUGCGCAUCUUCUGGCACCCGCGCGCGCAGAAGGCCAAGGUCGUGAUGCUGAGCGAGCCGCCGCCCAAGGUGGUUGAGCUGUCGCACGAGCUGACGGUCCUGCGGUCGUGCGCGGUGCCGCCCGAGCUCAACCAGCGGCUGCUCGAGCUGGUGCUGCCAAAGCUGGCGGGCAAGUUCUUCGACAUCGACCUGAAGCCGCCCCGCGGCGAGGACGCCGCGCCGGACAGCGGCGACGAGGCUGCGGGCAGGGCGGGCAUGAAGAAGACGAAGAAGAGCUCCUCGGGGAAGAGGAGCCCGCGGGGGGAGGGGGAGUCCGAGGCCAAGGUGGACGACGAGGCCGCGGACGACGAGUGAGGCGGGGGCGCACCGCCGCGCACCGCUCCUCGCAGAGGCGUCUAUUGCACCAGUGGCGCUGUCGCCGGCCGAGCCGCUCGCCGAAUUUGUUGCGCGAACUGUGAUUAUGCUUAUGGCGCUCUCUUCCGCCUCCCCGUGUCGUCUGCUCUCUGCAACUAACUGCAUCGCCUGGCGAUGGGUCCUCCAUCGUCGGUUGCGGUCGCCGCGCCCUCCUCGACUCCUGCGACUCCUCGUGCCUCUUGUUACCUACGUUCCCUCGGCGGCCGAUGCCGUCCGCUCCGACUCCGCCGUCCGCCGCGAUGCCCUGCUCUCGUCUGCGCUAGUUUCUGCUUCGUCAGUAGUUCAACC
Emiliania huxleyi CCMP1516 is the source of this 771-nucleotide messenger RNA. RefSeq lists its product as hypothetical. The transcript has a single exon. Lineage: Eukaryota; Haptophyta; Isochrysidales; Noelaerhabdaceae. The record is from RefSeq and is a predicted model, not a curated record. Bases 115 to 423 code for a protein of 102 amino acids.